AAGAACUUCGAGGAAUGGAGCAGAGGAAACUGGGCCAAUGGAUGUGUUCGGAAGUCGUUGCUACAAUGCAAUGGAACUACAAAUGGUAGCAGUGAAGCCAGCAAAAAGGAUGGAUAUUUAAAGCUGAACUUAUGAAAGUGCCAAAUUUUGGAAUUUGGUUUUCUACUACUGAAGACGAUUGCCAAGGAAAAUGCUGCAGUAAUAGUUCAUGUGUCGCAUAUGCAUAUGACACUGGUGUCGGCUGCAUGCACUGUAGUCGAGACCUUAUUGACCUACAGAAGUUCUCCACUGGAGGAACAACUCUUUACGUUCGGCUGGCCCAUUCAGAACAUGAUGAAAAGAGACAUCUGAGAGAAAUCAUAGCAACUACAGUCAUAACAGGAACACUCAUUGUCAUCGUCACAAUAUGGCUUUCCAGGAGGAAGGCGAAAAAACGAGCAGGAAAGGAAAGCAAGGAAAAACAUUUGUCCAGUGGAGAAGCCCCUUUAGUGGUUUCUAAUGAAAAAAUGCUUGGAGAGAACUUGAGCAGAGUUGAAUUCCAGGAGUUUGUGAAAUAUAAAAUUGGAGAAUUGGCUGCAGCAACUGGAAACUUUGUUGAGGCCAACAAGCUUGGACGGGGUGGUUUUGGGCCAGUAUAUAAGGGGACACUGCCAAACGGUCAGGAAAUCGCAAUCAAGAGGCUCUCAAAAGCCUCGGGACAAGGGCAGCAGGAAUUUAUGAACGAAAUGGUGGUCAUUUGUAAGGUCCAACAUCGAAAUCUUGUUAGACUUCUCGGAUGCUGCGUUGAAGGAGAUGAGAGAAUGUUAAUCUAUGAAUUCAUGCCAAACAAGAGUCUAGACACGUUUCUCUUUGAUCCACUUAAACGAGUACAUUUGGAUUGGAGAACUCGGUUCAACAUAGUUGAUGGAAUCUGUCGAGGACUGCUUUAUCUUCAUAGGGACUCUAGGCUAAGGAUUAUUCAUAGAGAUUUGAAGGCGGGCAAUAUCCUGCUGGAUGAAGAGCUCAAUCCAAAAAUUUCAGACUUUGGAAUGGCUCGGAUAUUUGGGGGAAAUGAAAAUCAAGCUAAUACACGAAGAGUUGUGGGAACCUAUGGGUACAUGGCUCCUGAAUACGCAAUGGAAGGGCGAUUUUCAGAAAAAUCAGAUGUCUUUAGCUUCGGCAUAUUAUUACUGGAGAUCAUAAGUGGAAGACGGAACAGCAGUUUUCAUGAGGAAGAUGAAUGCUUGAGCCUUCUAGGACUGGCAUGGAAGUUAUGGAAUGAAGACAAUGUUUUAGAAUUAGUGGACCCGAACAUACCUGUAACAUGCUUCGCGGUUGAGCUUUCGAGGUGCAUAAAUGUGGGGCUUCUUUGUACACAAGAAAGGGCAAAAGAUAGGCCUUCCAUAUCAACUGUUAUUUCGAUGAUCAACAGUGAAAUUGUGGAUCUUCCCCGUCCGAAGCAACCUGCAUUCACGGUGAGGAAAAUAACCCAAGACACAGAUUCCUCCGGACAAAGCCACAAGACAUGUUCUGCCAACGAUGUUACUCUAACCGCUCUUCACGGAAAGAUUCAAGUUGUUACCAUGGUAUUUCUGGGAAAAGCAAGAUUGUUCUCCCUCUAUCUAAUGUCUCAUUAUUUUGUAAACUAUUGCAUUGGAGGAGAUGUCAUCACGGCAACAGAGUAUAUCCAAGACCCUGGAAGUAUAACAUCAAGUGGAGGUAUCUACAGAAUGGGAUUCUUUGGCCCAAAUGGUUCUGCAAAUCGCUACGUCGGGAUUUGGUACAGUAACGUUCCUUCAUAUAAUGUUCUCUGGGUAGCGAACAGGGAGAAACCGAUUUUAGACUCUUCCGGUAUAGUGACGAUAUCGGGUGAUGGUAAUCUAGUGGUCUUGAAUGGAAAGAGGGAAUUAGUUUGGUCAUCAAAUGUUUCCAACCCAGAAGUAACUGAUGCAAAAGCUCAGUUGUUAGAUUCUGGAAACCUUGUCUUGCUCAAUCAGAGCUCUAACUCUAGUGCAACUGAUGCAGAAAAACUUUGGGAAAGUUUCCAGCACAUGACAGAUUCAUUCCUAGCAAAAAUGAAGCUCAUCACUAGCUCAAGCACAAAUGAGACGCAGGCACUAACAUCCUGGAAAAGCCCUUCUGAUCCAUCAAUUGGAAGCUUCUCGGCGAGUCUUGACCCGCAAAACAUUCCUGAACUUAUCAUUUGGAAUGGCAGUUCUCGGUAUUGGCGGAGUGGUCCAUGGAAUGGUAAUAUAUUCAUUGGAGUACCUAAGAUGCAGUCAGUCUAUAUUAAUGGGUACAGCCUGCAGGACGAUCAUGAAGGAACUGUCUAUCUGACCUACAGUUUUGCUGAGGCAUCUUACUUCUCAUACUUGUUGUUGAAAUCAAAUGGGGAUUUGGUGCAACCAUAUUGGGAUCAGAAUAACAGUUCCUGGGAGAUUGAUUGGUCAUCUCGGGUGAGCGAUUGUGAUGUCUAUGGCAAGUGCGGACCAUUUGGAAUCUGCAAUGCCAAGAAAUCACCAAUUUGUAGCUGCUUGAGAGGCUUUGAGCCUAAAAACUCUCAGGAAUGGAGUAGAGGAAAUUGGACCAGUGGAUGCAUUCGCAAGUCGCCGUUGCAGUGCAAUGCAACUACAAAUGUUAGCAGUACAACCGGGAAAAAGGAUGGAUUUUUAAAGCUCGAAACAAUGAAAUUGCCAAAUUCUGCUAUUUUCUUUUCUACCCUCGAAGGUGAUUGCCCAGGAAAUUGCUCAAUCAAUUGUUCAUGUGUAGCAUAUGCAUAUGAUUCUGGUGUCGGCUGCAUGCUCUGGAUAGAAGACCUAAUUGACCUACAGAAGUUCUCCGUUGGAGGAACGACUCUUUACGUUCGGCUGGCCCACUCAGAACUUGAUGAAAAGAGACAUCUGAGAGAAAUCAUAGCAACUACAGUUGUCAUUGGAACUCUCAUUGUCAUCGUCACAAUAUGGUUUGCCAGGAGGAAGGUUAAAAAACUAGCAGUAAAGGAAAGGAAGGAAAAACAUUUAUCCAGUGGAGAAGGCCCUUCAGUGGUUUCUAAUGGAAACAUGCUUGGAGGGAACUUGAGCAGAGUUGAAUUCCAGGAGUUUGUGAAAUAUAAAAUUGGAGAAUUGGCUGCAGCAACAGGAAACUUUGGUGAGGCCAAUAAGCUUGGACGGGGUGGUUUCGGGCCAGUAUAUAAGGGGACACUACCAAACGGUCAAGAAAUUGCAAUCAAGAGGCUCUCGAAAGCCUCGGGACAAGGGCAGCAGGAAUUUAUGAAUGAAAUGGUGGUCAUUUGUAAAGUCCAACAUCGAAAUCUUGUUAGACUUCUCGGAUGCUGCGUUGAAGGAGAUGAGAGAAUGUUAAUCUAUGAAUUCAUGCCAAACAAGAGUCUAGACACGUUUCUCUUUGAUCCACUUAAACGAGUACAUUUGGAUUGGAGAACACGGUUCAACAUAGUUGAUGGAAUUUGUCGAGGUCUGCUUUAUCUUCAUAGGGACUCUAGGCUAAGGAUUAUUCAUAGAGAUUUGAAGGCAGGCAAUAUCCUGCUGGAUGAAGAGCUCAAUCCAAAAAUUUCAGACUUUGGAAUGGCUCGGAUAUUUGGGGGAAACGAAAACCAAGCUAAUACACGAAGAGUUGUGGGAACCUAUGGGUACAUGGCUCCUGAAUACGCAAUGGAAGGGCGAUUUUCGGAAAAAUCAGAUGUCUUUAGCUUCGGCAUAUUACUACUGGAGAUCAUAAGUGGAAGACGGAACAGCAGUUUUCAUGAGGAAGAUGAAUGCUUGAGCCUUCUAGGACUGGCAUGGAAGUUAUGGAAUGAAGACAAUGUUUUAGAAUUAGUGGACCCGAACAUACCUGUAACAUGCUUCGCGGUUGAGCUUUCGAGGUGCAUAAAUGUGGGGCUUCUUUGUACACAAGAAAAGGCAAAAGAUAGGCCUUCCAUAUCAACUGUUAUUUCGAUGAUCAACAGCGAAAUUGUGGAUCUUCCUCGUCCAAAGCAACCUGCAUUCACGGUGAGGAAAAUAACCCAAGACACAGAUUCCUCCGGACAAAGCCACAAGACAUGUUCUGCCAACGAUGUUACUCUCACUGCUCUUCACGGCAGAUGACAUGAUCUGAACUUUUGCUCGGUUCUCACUACAUGUCCUGUUCUUACUCUUUCGAGUUCGACUAGUUUUAUUUUUACACAUUCUUGCCUGGAAAUGUAGAGAAACACAAAACAUGAACUUUUUUUUUUCCACUUUGCAGUUCUUUGCUACACAUAUUUGUGUCAUCAAAAGUUGGGGUUCAAAUUUUUGGUA
Rhodamnia argentea is the source of this 4274-nucleotide messenger RNA. RefSeq names its product G-type lectin S-receptor-like serine/threonine-protein kinase At1g11330. The transcript is spliced from 14 exons. The record is from RefSeq and is a predicted model, not a curated record. Gene Ontology annotation, biological process: protein phosphorylation; recognition of pollen. Bases 132 to 4082 code for a protein of 1316 amino acids. NCBI's taxonomy places the organism in Eukaryota, Viridiplantae, Streptophyta, Magnoliopsida, Myrtales, Myrtaceae. Gene Ontology annotation, molecular function: ATP binding; protein serine/threonine kinase activity.